This is a messenger RNA of Pistacia vera, 1512 nucleotides long. RefSeq names its product protein NRT1/ PTR FAMILY 5.10-like. Bases 1 to 1512 code for a protein of 503 amino acids. NCBI's taxonomy places the organism in Eukaryota, Viridiplantae, Streptophyta, Magnoliopsida, Sapindales, Anacardiaceae. Gene Ontology annotation, biological process: transmembrane transport. The record is from RefSeq and is a predicted model, not a curated record. The transcript has 5 exons. Gene Ontology annotation, molecular function: transmembrane transporter activity. Gene Ontology annotation, cellular component: membrane.
AUGGAUGGGGGAAAGUACUACUUUUGCUUUAGUCCUGGCGUCUUUUUUGCGUCAGGUUUGGUGUACAGCUAUAAGCUGCUGGAAUAUUCUGUAAUGGCUGUCAUUAUAACAUACCUCACUAGUUCUUCGGAGCAGAUCAAUCUCACGAAAGCAUCAGUAAUAGUGAAUACCAAGGAUCUAAUAUCAGCCACAUCUGUGAUCGUUUUGACUUUCAUUUCCAAUACGUUUAUCGGUCGUCCCAAAGUCAUCACUUGUUCAGCCAUCUUCACUUCUGCUGGAUUGGUGAUGUUAUACUUCAUAGCUCACGCUGAAGAGUCGGAUGAAAUCGAACGACGCAUCUUAUUCAAAAUAAUAGGAGUCUUCGUAACAGCAGUGGGUGAAGCUGGAGUAAUGGCACUUUUAGGUGAUUUUAUUGCUGAUCAAUUAAGAGCCCGUGAACCAAAAACAAACAAAAAUGAGGAUCGAGUAGAGGCUCGGAAAACAGUUUGGUGGCGUGGUUCUUGGUGUUUUAGUGUGAUUACCUCAUUCCUAAUACGCUAUUACUCAUGGGCAGAUACUUUUUCAUUCUCAGCAAAAGCGACGGUAAUUACUCUCAUCUUUUUCGUGGGGGGUACCGCUUGGCUUCAUUAUUGUGGAAAAUCAGCUCCUGCUGGCAGCCAUAAUUAUUAUAGCCAUGAUGUCUACUUCUACCAAUCGAGAAGGCCUAGAUUAACAGACCAAGCUAAGGUCAGGGAACCAUCCACCCUCAGACCACAAGGACAAGAUAUGGAAGGCAGGCUUCACAGUGGGAAAAUUUUUCUAAAUAUGAUUCCUAUGGGGAGUAGCUUCCUUGUGUAUGGUUUGGUCGUAUCAACAGAAGAAACUUUUUUCCCUGAGCAGGGAGACGAGAUGCAGCUUUCAAGCUUCUUUACUAUUUUAUUUGUCUUUCAAUCCGUAUCAAGUAAAAGUAUCUCCUAUUUGUUUAGCUAUUUUUUAGAUUCAGAAUGGGUUCCAGUAGACAAACGGAAACAAGCCAAAUUAGUGAGAAUUUGGUUUGGAAUGGUGCUAACUAUAUUUUGUUGUUUUGUUGCCGAGCGGGUUGAGGUUCACCGGUUGAUAGUAGUUAACAAGGAAGGAUUCCUUGACAAGCCAGAUCAAAUUAUACCAAUGAGCAUCUUCUGGCUUGCCCCACAGUACUGCCUGUUAGGUCUUACGAAAGGAAUUGCUGAAGAAGGACUGGAUGAAUUCUUAAUUGAUAAUUUCCCUAUAUCAUGGAAGGGCUAUGUAUCAGCAAUUACUAAGUUCGUGAUUGGAAUUGGAAAUCUCCUAAGCAUAAUAUCUGUUCAUGCAUAUGGAAGUUUGUUUGCUGACACCCUGAACCGGAGUCGCCUGGAUGAAUACUACAAGAGGAUAACAAUUUUUAGCUUCGUCAAUAUGUGCUACUAUUGGUGUAUAUAUAUCUUCUAUACAAAGUAUCACACAGCAAAUGUAGUAGGAGAUGACAUUGUUCCAAAGCUAUCAAUUUUUCCAUAA